Messenger RNA from Castor canadensis (American beaver), 2598 nucleotides. RefSeq names its product MKKS centrosomal shuttling protein (gene Mkks). Gene Ontology annotation, biological process: cilium assembly; intracellular transport; developmental process. Lineage: Eukaryota; Metazoa; Chordata; Mammalia; Rodentia; Castoridae. Gene Ontology annotation, cellular component: kinociliary basal body; nucleus; cytoplasm. Gene Ontology annotation, molecular function: ATP binding. The record is from RefSeq and is a predicted model, not a curated record.
CGCGGGGUGAAGGUUGCGUGCAUCCACAGCGGAGCGCGCUGCCAGAGCUUCGAUCUCGGGCCUGCUGUCUGUUGGCGGCCGCCCGGGGCGGCGUAGCGGCUGGUGCGCAGGUGCACUGAAGCCAAACUAUGAACUUUCAGAACUUCUGGAGAGACUACAAAGUUCUGGUUGUUAUGGUACCUUUGAUCGGGUUCAUACAUUUAGGGUGGAACAGAAUCAAAAGCAGCCCUGUUUUCCAAAUACCUAAUAAGGACAACAUUCCUGAGCCAGAUAGUCUGGCACUUGCAAGUCGACCAAAGAGCCAAGUCCAAGGGAAAUAAUAGGCUUGCAGUUCAGAAAGAAGCAGCUUUGAAUCUGAAUUUGAUAUUAAAAGAAGAAAUGAGAAACAACAGUUGGAUUAGAAAGAACUGGCUUCUUAUAGCUGGGGUAUCUUUCAUAGGUGUCCAUCUUGGAACUUACUUUAUACAGAGGGCUGCAAAACAGUCUGUGAAAUCUCAGUCUGGAGACAAACAAAAGAAUGUUGAAUAAUGAAGUGAAAUAAAUUUUUGAAAUUACUACUAUAUGAUUAAGUCAUUAUAUGCUGAUUAGCUUUAGAAACUAGAAAUAUUUAAUUUUAUAUCCACAAUGCUGCAUAUUCAGACUUUCAUUCCUAAAGAAUAUAUUUUAAUGUUAAAACACAUGACAGUGCAAUACAUAGAAAAAUGUUUAACAAAAUAAAAACCCUUCCCAAGUUACACUUGAAAUAAGAUGUUUUGUUUAGAACCUAGGAAGCCAUCAUUGUGUAAAAGUGAAGCACUGACAAAUGAGAGAGCCAGGGCCACACUUUCUGUCUUGAAAGGAGUUAUAGUAUCAUGCUAUGGCCCUUCCGGCCGGCCGAAGCAACUGCACAAUGGCCUGGGAGGUCAUGUGUGCACGACCUCACAGUCCUCUGCUCUGCUUGGGAAUCUUCCGGUCACCCACCCCAUACUAAAGAUUCUGACAACGUCUGUGCAGAAUCAUGUGUCCUGCUUCCGUGACUGUGGCUUAUUCACAGCUAUUCUUUGCUGCAACCUGAUUGAAAAUGUUGAGAGAAUAGGUUUGACUCCCACCACUGCCAUUAAAUUAAAUAAACAUCUCUUGAAUCUGUGCACCAGUUAUCUCAAGUCUGAGGCCUGUGGUUGUCGAAUCCCAGUGGACUUUAGUAGCACUCAGAUUCUCCUUUGUUUGGUACGCAGCAUAUUAACAAGUAAACCAGCCUGUAUGCUCACCGGAAAGGAAACGGAUCAUAUCAGUGCUUUGAUUCUGAGAGCCUUUUUGCUUACAGUUCCAGAAAGCACAGAAGAAAAUGUCAUUUUAGGACAGAGUAUAAUUGUACCUUUAAAGGGUCAAAGAGUUACAGAUUCUACUGUGUUACCUGGACUACUCAUUGAAAUGUCAGAAGUUCAAUUGAGGAGAUUAUUACCUAUCCAAAAAUCAAGUGCCCUCAAGGUGGCAUUGUUUUGUACAUCUUUAUCUGGAGACUUUCCUGACCCUGGAGAAGGCUCUAUGGUGGUUAGUUAUGGAGUGUCUCUUGAGAAUGCAGUCCUGGACCAAUUGCUUAAUCUAGGAAGGCAGCUAGUUAGUGACCAUGUAGAUCUUGUCCUGUGCCAAAAAGUUACACACCCAUCUUUGAAACAGUUCCUCAGUAAACAUCACAUUAUUGCCAUUGACAGAGUUGGAGUGGCUCUGAUGGAACCCCUGAGCAGAGUGACAGGAGCACAGCCUAUUGGUUCCUUAGACUCAAUAUCUUCUAGUAGUUAUGGAAACUUGAAAGAUUUGUGCUUUGCAAAAUUUGGCUCCAAACAUUUUUUUCAUCUUAAUCCUAAUGAAGCGACUAUCUGCAGCUUGCUUCUCUGCAACAGAAAUGACACUGCAUGGGAUGAGCUGAAGCUCACAUGUCAAACAGCAUUACAAGUCUUGCAGUUUACAAUUAAGGAACCAUGGGUUUUGUUGGGAGGUGGCUGUACUGAAACUCAUUUGGCCGCGUAUAUCAGACAUAAAACUCAUAACGAGGCAGAAAGCAUUCUCAAAGAUGAUGGAUGUACUCAAGCAGAACUUCAACUAAUGACUGAAGCAUUUUGCAGUGCCCUAGAGUCUCUUGCUGGAUCUUUGGAACAUGAUGGAGGUGAAAUUCUCACUGACAUGAAGUAUGGACACUGUUGGUCAGUUCAGGCAGAUUCUCCCUCUGUCGUUAACUGGUCAGAUUUGCUUUCACAGUGUGGCUGUGGUUUACACAAUAACCAGGAAGAACUCAGCUGGUCUUUCUUAAGAAGCUCGGGUAAUUCUUUUGCACCACAAACCUGCUUUCCACAUGCAGCUAAGGACUCAACCAGCAACCUGACCGUGGACUGUUUGACUGCCAAGCUUAGCGGCCUACAGGUGGCUAUAGAGACAGCCAAUUUAAUUUUAGACCUUUCAUAUAUCAUUGAAGAUAAAAACUGAUGCAAAAGAAUGACAUGCUUUUAUUAUAAACAAACUAGUCCAUUGUCCAUUAAGAAAAAUAGUUAAUAUAUUGUUCUUUUCCAAGUGCCUUUUGUACAUAUGUAUAUAGACAUUUUAUAAAAUUAUAGAUGUGCUUAC